GUGAGCGGACGUGUCUUUCGUUGCACGGUGCGCACUAACUUUAUGUUACGUCACUCGAUAUAGCCCGAGGGUCGGAUUCCGUAGCUCGUUUAUAUUGAGUGUCCUCUCGGGGGUGGUAUAUUGGUUCAGUGAGGUUCGAUGAUUUUGGUGAGAUGGUGCGGCGGCGGGAAGCCAGGCGUGCUUCUUUCACGCACCUGUGCACCGCUUUAUUGUGGCUGCUCACCUGUUUCAACGAAUUAAACGCAGUGAAGAUAGUGAAAUUAGUAGUGCCAGAAAUUAUACAGUACGGUGUACAAGACGCCGUGAUCUUAGACUGUGAUUACACAUACGGAAACGACACGUCUGGGCUAGUGGUGAAGUGGUUCUUUAGGAACAAAGCUAGGCCGGUGUACCAAUGGAUUGUGUCACAGAAGCCGCAGGAUAUGGGUAUAUUGAGGGGUCGAGUCGAUUUAACGUACAGAGCAUCGAACGAUCCAUUAAAAAUGCACAGAGCACUCCGCAUAGUGAAACCGAACACAGACAUUUCUGGUGAUUACACUUGUGUCGUGUCCACUUUCAUGGAGGAAGACUCGAGGACCAAGCAAAUGGUUGUUUUUGUGCCGGAGACAAACUUCCGCCUCAUCCAGAACAAGACUGACGACGAUACUGUCAACGUCAUAUGCGCUGCGGACGGCGCCUUUCCGGCACCCAACCUCACGCUCGCCACGCCAGAGAGGCGACUGGAUGGCGUGUCCCAUGACCUCAAACUGGUGAAUGGCAGAUACUCGACAGUGGCUUCUGUGACUUUACUUGAUGCAGAUUUGCCCUCUCCAGCUGAGUUCAUCUGUACUUUGAGAAUACCCUUAGCUAAAUAUGCUGUAAGAAAAGAAGCCAUUUAUUAUCCAGGGCCAAUCAGUACUACUCCAGAGAUGCCGACAGCUGCCGACAUGCAACUAGCAGCGGCUGUAGGAUCAAAAGGAACGAGUACGUACACAGCGAUGACGUUGGUGUUGCUGCCAGCAUUGGCGCAGUCAAUACUCUCUGUUAAGUGAACAGUCACUCAUUGUACAAGACAGCACGCGAAACAUCGAGCGCACUGAGUGACGUAGCAAGUGGCACCGCAGCUGUUCUAGUCAUAACGCCCAAAGCUCGCACCAUCCCACACCCGAUAACGGUGACAGCUAGUCUAAAACGCCUGUAGCACACAGCCGCGAAAGCGAAUCAAAAUCAAAGCGAUAAAGAUAUAAUAACGAAGCGAAAACGUAGCUUAAUGUUAGAUGUGUAUUGGUGUAGUAGGCCUGUAUGCAUAAACAGUUCACGUACAGGCAUAAAAUCGGUGAAAUUUUCAUUAUCGCUUCGCCUCCGUUUCUCUUUUGCAGCUGUGUGUUGCUAGCGUUAUAGUAGAUUCGGCUUUAUGUGUACUAUCUAAUUCGAGAAACAAUAAUUGCGUGUUAAAAUACUGAAUUAUACAUAGAUAUAUAAAUGUACAGCUCUAUUAUAUGAAUUUUCAUAUUUCAGAAUAUUUUUCUUAACGUCAAAUAAACGGUAGGUAUAAUGUUGUAAAUAUCGUCCCUUAUAUUUAUUGUGUACAGGCAAGUCGAUGGAAUAGAAAUUUGCAAUUUUUUGGCCUAAGGUUGAUUAUUUUUAGAUAACAUUGAUGUGUUAAUUAGAUUAUUAAUAUAAUUAUUUUAAUCGUAUCCGUAAUAUAGCACUGUUGCUAAAUUGUUUUUAAAACAUAGUUCUUUGAAAAU
Messenger RNA from Papilio xuthus (Asian swallowtail), 1730 nucleotides. RefSeq lists its product as uncharacterized. Bases 153 to 1031 code for a protein of 292 amino acids. The record is from RefSeq and is a predicted model, not a curated record. The transcript is spliced from 7 exons. NCBI's taxonomy places the organism in Eukaryota, Metazoa, Arthropoda, Insecta, Lepidoptera, Papilionidae.